Messenger RNA from Sander lucioperca (pikeperch), 3403 nucleotides. It is a transcript of the gene gfpt2, whose product is annotated as glutamine-fructose-6-phosphate transaminase 2. Gene Ontology annotation, biological process: fructose 6-phosphate metabolic process; carbohydrate derivative biosynthetic process; protein N-linked glycosylation. The transcript has 19 exons. Bases 211 to 2253 code for a protein of 680 amino acids. Gene Ontology annotation, molecular function: carbohydrate derivative binding; L-glutamine:D-fructose-6-phosphate transaminase (isomerizing) activity. The record is from RefSeq and is a predicted model, not a curated record. Lineage: Eukaryota; Metazoa; Chordata; Actinopteri; Perciformes; Percidae.
GUGAGGAAGCAGCAGGACGAUGUUGACAGGACAGGGGAGCUGUCAGAGGAGGCGGGGCCGCUGCCUCUCCAGGAAACACCGUUUAAAUGAAUAGAGGGAGUGUGCAGUCUGGAUAGAACACGGCAGAGGCAGAAGCAUCACUCAAAUCGGGGAAACUACAAGUCGUUUUCUCACAUAAAGGUAUCCAGUUACGAAGGCCAAGCUUGAGUCAUGUGUGGGAUCUUUGCCUAUCUGAAUUACCGAGUGCCUCGCACCAGAAAGGAGAUAUUUGAGACGCUGGUGAAGGGACUGCAGCGACUGGAGUACAGAGGGUACGAUUCAGCAGGUAUCGCUGUCGAUGGCCCUAGGAAGACAGCCACUGACGUCAACGACAACGCCAUCUGCUUGAUCAAGAAGAAGGGGAAGGUCAAGGCUCUGGAUGAGGAGCUUUACAAGAAAGACUCACUGGACCUGGAUGAGGAGCUGAGCACACACUUUGGCCUCGCUCACACUCGCUGGGCCACACACGGAGAGCCCAGCGCUGUCAACAGCCACCCUCAUCGCUCUGACAAGGAUAACGAGUUUGUUGUCAUCCACAAUGGCAUCAUCACCAACUACAAAGAGCUGAAGGCAUACCUGAUCACCAAAGGAUAUGAGUUUGAGUCAGAGACGGACACAGAGGUGAUCCCGAAAUUGACCAAAUAUGUUUACGACAACCGAGAGAAUGACAUCACCUUCUCCACCCUGGUAGAGAGGGUUAUUAAGCAGCUGGAGGGGGCCUUCGCUCUGGUGUUUAAAAGUCGUCAUUACCCUGGAGAGGCUGUGUCCACCAGGAGAGGAAGUCCAUUGCUCAUUGGUGUGCGAAGCGAGCAUGAGCUGUCGACCGAAAACAUCCCCAUCCAGUACAACACUGCUCGAGUCCAGGAGAAGAACAGCCAUAAUCGUCCUGACUGCGCCAGCGACAUUAACUCUGUGGGGGAUGGCAGGGCUGUGGAGUAUUACUUUGCCUCUGACGCCAGUGCCAUCAUUGAGCACACCAACAAGGUGUUGUACCUAGAGGACAAUGAUAUAGCAGCGGUGACCGGCGGGAAACUCUCCAUCCACAGGAUUAACCGGCAGGCUGGUGAGGAUCCAGUGAGGGCAAUCCAGACCCUGCAGAUGGAGCUGCAACAGAUCAUGAAAGGUAACUUUGAUGCCUUCAUGCAGAAGGAGAUCUUUGAGCAGCCGGAGUCAGUAGUCAACACUAUGAGAGGACGGAUUUGUUUUGACACCAACACAGUGCUUCUCGGUGGGCUGAAGGACCACCUGAAAGAAAUUAAACGUUGCCGACGGCUAAUCGUAAUUGGCUGCGGCACCAGCUUCCACGCUGCAGUGGCUACCAGACAGAUCCUCGAGGAGCUGACGGAGCUGUCUGUCAUGGUGGAGCUGGCAAGCGACUUCCUGGACCGCAACACGCCUGUGUUUAGAGACGACGUUUGCUUCUUCAUCAGCCAGUCAGGAGAGACAGCCGACACCUUGAUGGCACUACGCUACUGCAAGAGCCAAGGUGCUCUGACAGUUGGUAUAACCAACACUGUGGGCAGCUCCAUUUGUAGAGAAACAGACUGCGGAGUCCACAUCAAUGCUGGCCCUGAGAUAGGAGUGGCUAGCACCAAGGCCUACACCAGUCAGUUUGUGGCCCUCGCCAUGUUUGGCCUGAUGAUGAGCGAGGACAGACUCUCCCUACAGCAGAGAAGACUGGAGAUCAUCAACAGCCUCAGGGAUCUACCUGAGCUGAUAAAGAAGGUUUUGGCCCAGGAUAAGAAGAUCAAGGCCAUUGCCGAGGAACUGUAUCAGCAAAAGUCUCUUCUUGUCAUGGGCCGAGGUUUCCACUACGCUACCUGCCUAGAGGGGGCGCUGAAAAUCAAGGAAAUCACUUACAUGCACUCCGAGGGCAUCCUGGCUGGGGAGCUAAAGCACGGUCCUCUGGCACUUAUAGACAAAGACAUGCCGGUCAUCAUGAUCAUCAUGAGAGACGCCUGCUACACCAAGUGCCAGAAUGCUCUGCAACAAGUCACGGCCAGAUCGGGUCGGCCCAUCAUCAUUUGUUGCCAGGACGACACUGACAUGUGCAAGAAUGCAUACCAGACCAUCGAGCUGCCGCAUACUGUGGACUGUCUGCAGGGCAUCCUCAGUGUCAUCCCCCUGCAGCUCUUGUCCUUCCACUUGGCCGUCCUGCGAGGAUAUGACGUUGAUUUUCCCAGAAACUUGGCCAAAUCUGUGACUGUGGAAUAAUUACAGGUCAAAAGCACAGAAAAGCAGAAAGGAGGCUUAUAGAUGUACAGUGCAAUUGAACGUUCAGUGUGUGUGUGUGUGUGUGUGUGUGUGUGUGUGUGUGUGUGUGUGUGUGUGUGUGUGUGUGUGUGUGUGUGUGUGUGUGUGUGUGUGUGUGUUUGUGUGUGUUUGUGUGUGUGUGUGUGUGUGUGUGUGUGUGUGUAUGUGUCAGAUGAAAGAAGGAGGUUUAUGGUAAAAUAAAUUAAAAAAAGAGAAAGAGAAAUGUGAAGUCCACCAAAUAUACUGCUGAGGAAGUGCCAGUGCCAUUGAGGCCUUGCAGAACAAUCUAUGACAACAACAUUCACACAUCCAAAGUAACCAACAUGCAGUGCCUUUUUCUUAUCUCAAGAAGCCAAAUACUACAGGCUUAGCAGAAAAGCAUUGACAUGGUGUAUUGAAGUGUUUACAGUUGUGCAAUAUAGGGACCAGAUGUGCUUUAUGUAUGUACACAAUCAUAAGUGAGAUUUGUUCUCUUUCUGUUUAAUGAAUUUCUUAUGUCUAUUGGGGGCAUCUUAACUAUCUUUGCAUAACGGGAAAUGUAGGAAUUAAACAGUUUUAUUCCAGAGAGUUCUCUGAAUUAUGAAAAUCUAUUUUUUUUUUUUAUAUUUCGCUGCACAUUCAUGGCAUCACUGUGCCUGGUGGGCCAUUAGCCAAUAACGUCAAUAUUUUUAGCACAAGCUACCAGAAGGAAGUUCCUCAAUCUGACUUUCACAUUAUUACUUGAUUCUUGAUUUUAAUUUAAAAUAUAUUGUAAGUCUAUUCUGUUUAACAGGAUUGCAGUUCAUAGUUCACGUAGAGCAUGAAACUUCUGUUAUACUUAUUCUUGUCAUAGGUAGAGUAUUUCCAUAGACACACAUAAUAAUUAUUUAAAGAGCACUUAUGCAGCAAAAAAACACCAAUGUGACUACCGUGACUUUCAAUAAUACUUUUGUUUCAUCAGCUGUUUGUAUGGGUUUAUGAUCAUCAUAAUAUUCUGUAUUUAUCUGAUUCUUAUUUUAUGGGGGCUUAAGAGAGGGUUUGAUUUAUAUCUUCAACUGUGAUUGUAUUUUAUACUGUAUGUUUUAAAGACAUAAGCAGGCACUAUCAAUCAAUAAAUAGGUAAAGGAUUCUA